Molecule: messenger RNA, 686 nt
Organism: Sinocyclocheilus anshuiensis
Lineage: Eukaryota; Metazoa; Chordata; Actinopteri; Cypriniformes; Cyprinidae
Product: interferon regulatory factor 1-like
Exons: 6
Biological process (GO): immune system process; regulation of transcription by RNA polymerase II
Cellular component (GO): nucleus
Molecular function (GO): RNA polymerase II cis-regulatory region sequence-specific DNA binding; DNA-binding transcription factor activity, RNA polymerase II-specific
Source: RefSeq, a predicted model, not a curated record
GGCGAUACAAACCCAGCGUAGACAAACCCGAUCCCAAGACAUGGAAAGCGAACUUCCGAUGUGCGCUCAAUUCCCUGAUGGACGUCAAAGAGCUCCAAGACAAAAGCAUCAAGAAAGGCCACAACGCUUUCAGAGUUUAUAUUCUCCUUCCACACAGCAAAACCGUGAAAAGACGCAAAGCUUUAAGGUGUUUGGAGACCGACAGUAAAGCAGCAUCACCGCCACAAACGCAAAGGAGUAUACCACUGGAGAGAUUUACAGAGGCCUUCUGGAAGUUCACAGAUGAUCGAGGCAGUGCCGCGACUGAAGUGCUGAGAAAAGAUGAUCUCGAGGAGGAGAGACCAGCCCUCUACUGCUCACAGGGACUGCAGCUGAACAGAACAGACGAGCACGAGCAAACUGAAGCAGUGCUGAAGAUCGUGGAUCAUCUGAAGAACCUGGAGCACUGGAGUCCCUCGUACGAGAGCGACAGAGGCUGGAGACCCAACUCAAUGUGGAUGGGAUGCCUGUGCGAGACGAUGGAGUUUUCAGGUUACUCCUUCCAGACGGACUGCAACGUGCACAAUACCUCAUCAGCGCAAUUCGACUAGAUCAACUGAACGAGCAGGUUCACACUACUGUAUGUGUUGUUGUUUUUUGUAGUGCAACUGAAGGAAAAACAUUAAUUAAUGGACAUGUUAAUGACU